AUGCGGCGGUUUCAGGAGGUUGUUGAUGAGUGUGGUCUGCAGGAGGUUGAGUUUUCAGGGCCCUUGUUUACUUGGAAGCGUGGUUCUACUUUUGAGAGACUAGACAGAUGCUUCAUUAAUCAGGAUGCGGCGGAGCUGUUCCCACUAUUUCACGAGGCUCAUGUGGAUGUUGGGGCCUCGGACCAUAUUCUGCUAGUGUUAUUAGCUGAGGGUCCACAUGGAGGACGAUUUAGAGCAGGGAGAGCUAAAAGAAGGUUCCAGUUUGAGGCUCUCUGGACGAAAGAGCAGGACUGUGGGAACGUGGUGAAGGAGAAUUGGUCUGGUAAUGGGGGACUUCUAGAUGUUACAGAUAGAUUGGCAUUUGUCUCAAGGGCACUGCAACAGUGGAAUGCAACUACAAUUGGACACAUCCCAAAGAAGAAUGAGGAGCUGACUAAAUGGCCUUUUGACAGCUGUGAUGAUGGGGUGCAAGUUAAAAGGAAGGAGGUGGUCAGUGAAUUGAAUAAAUAUCUAGAGCUGGAAGAAUCUUUGUGGAAACAGAGGUCUCGUGUUUCCUGGCUACGAGAAGGGGAUCAGAAUACAAAAUUUUUCCAUAGCUAUGCUAAAACUAGAGGAAGGAAGAACUGUAUACAGGGCAUUACUAAUAGUGAGGGGGUGUGGCAAGAUUCUGAGGAGGGUAUCCAGCAUGCUUUUUUGGCCUAUUUCCCGAUGUUGUUCACCUCUGAGGGCCACAAUCAUAUGGAGUUGGUUUUGGAUGCAGUCCCAAUGCGAGUUACCGAUGAGAUGAAUCAGAGGCUUUCCAAACCGUUCACCAGAAUUGAUAUUGAGACAGCACUGAAACACAUGAGUCCUGAUAAGUCUCCAGGAGAGGAUGGGUUUCCGACACGGUUUUACCAAACUUAUUGGGACGUGAUAGGGGAUGAAAUUAGCUCUACUUGCUUAAAGGUUUUAAAUGAGGGUGCAGGUGUUGCAAGGCUCAACCAUACUUUAUUGGCUCUGAUUCCAAAGGUCGACAAUCCCCAAGUGGUGACUGAUUUCCGUCCCAUCAGUUUGUGUAAUGUCCUCUACAAGUUGAUAUCAAAAACUGUGGUGAACAGAAUGAAGAGUUUAUUGCCAGAAGUGAUCUCCAGUUAUCAAAGUGCCUUUGUCCCUGGUAGAAGCAUCCAUGAUAAUGUGAUUACUGCAUUUGAGGUAGUCCAUUCUAUUAGAAAUCGGCUGACAGGGGAUGAUCCUUAUUGUGUGUUGAAGCAUGACAUUAGCAAGGCGUAUGAUAGGGUUGAAUGGGUUUUUCUUCAGAAUAUUAUAUUACGAAUGGGGUUCAAUGAACGGUGGGUCGCUCUAGUAAUGAGGUGUGUGAAGUCUGUGUGGUUUAGCAUCUUAUGGAAUGGUACAGCAGUGGGCAGAAUUACUCCGACAAGGGGGCUACUGCAGGGGGACCCGUUGUCCCCCUAUUUGUUCCUAUUGUGUUCCGAGGGGUUGACAGGGCUGUUCCAAAAGGCAGAUAGAGAAGGGCUGAUUCAUGGGGCUAAAGUGUGUGAAGGGGUGCCGGCUAUUUCACAUCUUUUAUUCACUGACGAUAGUUUGUUAUUUGGGAAGGCUGAUAUCCAGGAGGCGACACAGUUAAAGCAGAGUCUACUACUAUAUGAGAGUGCGGCUGGACAAAAGAUCAACUUUCAAAAGUCGGCCAUUUCUUUUGGGCCAGGUUUGCCACAAGCUCAGAAGCUCCCAAUAAUUCAAAUGCUGGGUGUUCCAGUGGUCCCGUUUCAUGAAAGGUACCUGGGACUACCAAUUGUUGCUGGAAGGAAUCGAAAAGAAAUGUUCAAAAAAAUUCAUGAACGGCUCGACUAUCAUUUGAAGGGUUGGCAAUCUAAGUUGUUGUCAAAGGCGGGAAAGACGGUGUUGAUUAAGGUCGUAGCACAGGCUAUUCCUUCCUAUACUAUGUCAGUGUUCAGAUUGUCAAAGGGUGUCUGUCGCACUUACCAGUCCAAAAUUGGGAAGUAUUGGUGGGGAAAUGGAGGGAAGAAAAGGGGGAUACAUUGGUGUACAUGGCAGGUGCUUUACAAGAACAAGUUGGCAGGCGGAUUGGGAUUUAGGGACAUCGAGUGUUUUACUCAGGCUUUAUUGGCGAAGACGGUGUGGCGGAUUGUGUUUCAGACCAAUUCUUUAGUUAAUUGUAUUCUUCAACAGAAAUAUGCAGUUAAUGGUAAUUGGGCAGCAGUGCAGGUUGGGAGUAAGGAUUCCUUUAUUUGGAAAAGCCUUAUGUGGGGGAAAGAGCUGCUAUGUGCGGGUAUUCGGAGGAGAAUUGGUAAUGGGGACACAACGAGGAUUUGGGAAGAUAAGUGGUUGCCCUCGCCUUGGUCUUUUCGGGUGAUUACUCUGAGAUUUUUGGAUUCGGCUACAACGGUGAACCAGUUAAUGGAAAAACCAGGUAUGUGGAAUGUUGAUUUCAUUAAGGAUAAGUUUCUUUCUGUGGAUGUGGAGAAGAUACUUUCUAUUCCUUUGUGUGAAAGUAGUGGAGGAGAUGUGGCUGUUUGGCAUUAUACGAAGGAUGGGUAUUAUACGGUGAAAUCUGGGUAUUGGUUAGGGAUGGAGCUGAGGCAGGUGGAUAGGGGAGCUGAGUGUAGUAGGGAGAAUGAUGUUUCAAACUCCAAUAAUGUCUGGAGUCUUAUCUGGGGACUAGGUGUUCCUAACAAAGUCAAGCUUUUCCUGUGGAGAGCUUGCCAUGCAUUCUUACCUUGUGUUGAGCGUCUGGUUAGGCGCAAAGUGUGCUCUCAUGAUGGGUGUGGUAGAUGUGGUAGACCAGGUGAAACAGUUUUACAUAGCCUUUGGGAAUGCCCAAAAGUCCAAAAAAUUUGGAAGGGUACAUGGUUGAGUGGGUUUGUUAAACAUUGGAGGGAGUCGUCUUUUACUGAUCUGCUGGUUCAUGUGGCUGAUGUAGGGACUCAGAGUGAGCUGGAAUUUUUUGGGCUUCUCUGUUGGUGGAUUUGGAAAAGUAGGAACGACAUGUUACAUGGUAAGGAAGAGGUGAAUCCUGGGCAGAUUGUGCAGAGAUGUGUGGAAUGGCAAGGAGAGCUUUCUACGGUGCUGGGGCAUACUACAACGAUUCAAGGACAUCAGAUGAACAAUACGGGAGGACUAAUUGGUGCUCUAUCCAUACCAUUACCGGUUCCAAUCAAAGCUGAGGCCACUGAGGCUUUAGCUUUAUGGAAUGGCUUAUGUUAUUGUAAGGAGCUGGGUUUGAGGAGAGUUAAGGUGUUUGGGGACGCACUCAAUGUACUCAAUGGGCUGACUGUGCCUAGCUGGGACUUAAGCGAUAUUGGAGGAAUCCUUGAUGCAAUAAGAUUGAUAAAACUCUUCUUUGAUGGAGCGACGGAUGCGGGGAGAGGAUGUGUUGGUUUGGGGGCUGUUAUAGUGAACAAUAUGGGAGGACUAAUUGGUGCUCUAUCCAUACCAUUACCGGAGCUGGGUUUGAGGAGAGUUAAGGUGUUUGGGGACGCACUCAAUGUACUCAAUGGGCUGACUGUGCCUAGCUGGGACUUAAGCGAUAUUGGAGGAAUCCUUGAUGCAGUAAGAUUGAUAAAGACCUAUGAUCCAAAUGAUCCUGCUAACUAUGGAGUCAUUCAGGAACAACUGAAGCCCUCAUUUGAUCUUCUAGAAGAUGCUGGAUUUGAAAAAGAAAAAAAAAUCAUCCGAGCUAUUGAUGACAUGAAGGAGAAAGGUGACAAACUGUUAGAAAAGCUAAAUGCUAUUGACAAGAAACUUGAAGAAAAGCUAGCAGAGUUGGAUCAUACUUUUGGAAAGAAAGGAAAGGUUCUAGAGAAAGAGAUCAAGGAUCUAGCAGAGGAAAGAAAUGAUUUGACGGAGAAGAAGAGAAGCCCUCGAUCUCUAUAG
Rosa rugosa (rugosa rose) is the source of this 3891-nucleotide messenger RNA. RefSeq lists its product as uncharacterized. The coding region runs from base 1 to 3891 and encodes 1296 amino acids. The transcript is spliced from 4 exons. The record is from RefSeq and is a predicted model, not a curated record. NCBI's taxonomy places the organism in Eukaryota, Viridiplantae, Streptophyta, Magnoliopsida, Rosales, Rosaceae.